AUGAAUAUUUCAAGUCAUGAACCACCGUUAUUAUCAUAUCCUGACGAUUUAAACGUCCUUUCUAAUCUGAUUCUUGAUGAUUGCAAGACCAAUGAUAAAUUAAAUAUAGAUGAUGAUGGAUUGAAUAUUUUAACUGAUGAUCCAUUUAAAAACAUACGACAAAUGACUCAAGUAGCUGACUUCUUAGCACAAUUUGAUGAUUGUUUUGAAUUAAUAAAAAAAAAAAAAUUACAAAAAACAAUGUCAAAUCAUUUACAAUCAAAUAUGUUUAAACCUUGUCAUAAUUUUAUUCAACGUAACGAUUCAUUCCCUGAUCCAAUAGCUAUUAAUGAUGUAAUUCUUGCACAAUCUAUUUCACAAGAUUAUGAUCAACUAUGCAAUACUCCAUUGGUAUCUGACAACAUACAAGUUCAGCCACAACAAUCAACAACUGUAACUCCAGUUAAUUAUACGUUAGCACCAAAAGCUUUCAUACAAUGUAAUACACCACAAAUAGCAAAUAAUCUAGUAUAUCAAAAAGAAGCCGUCCAAAAUAAUAUUAUAGAAUCAAAACCAAUCCAAAUAAUAUGUCAACCACGUUCAAAAUUUCGUCCACGAACACAAAAUGAAAGUAAAACUUCAUCACAUUAUUUACGAUGUGAAGAUAGUGCUGAACUUGAUUAUCCUGCAAUAUCUGUACCUCAGAUAUGGGCUAGUCAAUCGAAAGUAAAUAUUAUUGAAGUUGCUCUUGUGGAUAUUGAGAAACAACUACAUCCCUAUACUAUUGAUAACAAAAAUAGUAAAAAAUCAUUCGACGAUCAAGUAUUAAUUUUCAAAGAGACUCAACCUAAUAUAUUAUAUUUUCGUUUAACCAAUGAAGACUUCCUAAUUGGUUACAAAACUUUUAUGAUUGAAUUAAUUAAAAUGAAACAAGAUGAUUUUAUUACAAAAAAAUUAAUUCGAUCACGAAAACUUGAUCAAUCGAUGCUUCGUUUUACACGAAUUUAUCAAGAUGAAAAUGGCAACUAUCAGCGAGAUAACAACAGUGAAGAAUAUUCUUGUAUAAUGACAGAAAGUUAUGGUGAUGUUGCUGUUGAACGUAUAGAACCACGAUAUGGUCCAAUGUGUAGAAAGUCAAUGAUAUUUAUUGUUCUUAAAGGACGUUUUAUUAAAGAUGAUUUAUCUAUUAUUGUUUUUGGACAAACAAUUAGGUGGUCUCAGGAAAUAAAAGACUUUAUCUUAAAUGGUAAUGUUAUUUAUUUUACAAUGCCUACGUUUCAAUAUUCGUCUAUGAAUCGUAUGACAGCAAGUAUCAAUAUUUACUAUAAACAACAAAAAUUUCAUGAAUCAACUUUUCUAUAUACAAGUUCCUUGGACGAACAACUCGUUGAUAUUGAUUUGAAUGACUCAAUUUCAGCUACUGAUGCUUUUAUGACAAAUAAGAAACUUAAUCAUGAUAUGGCCGACAAUAUUUGUUCUAUGCCAUUGAACUGUCAAAAAGUCUCGAAACGCAAAUCUAGAAAACGUUUAGAUAAUAAACAAAUUAGCUUUACGAAUGUAUGA
Messenger RNA from Rotaria sp. Silwood2, 1542 nucleotides. The record is from the annotation of a GenBank genome assembly. NCBI's taxonomy places the organism in Eukaryota, Metazoa, Rotifera, Eurotatoria, Philodinida, Philodinidae.